AAUCUAGGGAUCACUAUAGUUUUAUUUUUAACCCUGAAAGAAAUAUCAGGACGGCUUCAUCACGGAGUCUUUAGAGUUUUUUUCUAUUGAGGACGACGAUCUCGAGAUGGAUAUACUACCGAGCGGAAAUAUAUUCAACGAACUAGAGCGCAUAUGCACAACUGGCUAUUUUUCAUCACAGCCGUCGAUUGAGGAUCAAUGGCAACAGACAUGUUAUGAACUGGAGGGCUAUUUGCGCGACGAGCCCAAGCAUCAGAACUACAAAAAGAUACAUACAGAUCUCGAUUCGGCUUGGGACAUAUUCUCAACACCGGCACGCUUGUUGGAGGAGCUUAAAAUAAAGGAGAGCCUGGACACGAUAUCGACUACCUCAUCCGUGUCUUCCAACUGUUCAGGCAUAUCGUGGGACAGCAAUGGGUCACAGGCCCUCAGCUGUGCGGUGCUGGUUAAGCAGGAGCGCAUUGACGAGGACGACGAGGAGGCGGCACAUGUAUUAUCUUGCAAUGAGAAACUGGACGUGCUGUUUGCGGCGCCACCCUCAGCCAUAUCGCCUAAUCCUAGUAUCUGCAGCGCCGGCAACAUGACGCCCACCAGCAAUAGCAACUGCACCGUCAGCAGCACCGCCGUGAGCAUAAGCAGCAGCAAUUCAAACUGCAACACUAUUACCCUGAGUUCUAGUAACAGUAGUGCGCCGGCUAUUAAGGUUCGAGUGGUGCAGGCUAAAGCGCAGCGGCAUUAUCAUUUGGGUCAAGGUCCCGUGCACGACUUUCUGCUUCCCCCUCUAACGCCGCCCUCAUCUCCCGAGUCGAACCUACGCAGUCAUAAUUAUGCACAGUCGCCACAGCAGCGCCCGCAGCAAAUCGAUGCCAAUGAGUUGGCCGCGAUCCUCAAGCAGCAGCAGCAACGACAACAGACUUCAGCUGCAGCAGCAUCAGCAGCAGCAGCAAAUUCGACACCCGCGUCCGCCAUUCUGCACUUUAGCAGCCAAUCGCCCGGUGCCAAGAAUUCCUCAUUGCCGCAAACCACAACGUUGCAGCUGCAGCAGCAGCAGCAACAGUUGGCAGUGCAACACUUAAGCAUAUCGCCGCAGGUACUAAACAAAACUAGUAAUAGCAGUUCGGCAAGCAGCAUCAACAGUAAUAACAACAGCAGUAGCAAGAGCAGCAGCAACGUUGAUCAGACGUCGAACAACCACAACAACAUUCCGCGCAGUACAAUCGUGCGGCUGACCACAGCCAAUGGAACACCUGGAGCCGCCGGCAUCAGUCUAGCACGUGUCAUACAAAUGCAAAACAAUGGCAAUGCUAAUGUUGCUGCCGUGCUUAGCGCCGCAGCCAACGGCACUAACGACAACAAUAACAACAGCAGCUCCAAUCUUGGCACUGCAGCAUCCAUGCAACAGCAAUCGGCUGCAGCUUCACACCAACAGCAACAGCAGCAGCAACAGCAAACGCCACAAAUUGUUGCCGUGGUCACAUCGCUGUCUGAAAAAUCAACAACUGCUUCUACCAAAAAUCACCACCCGCGCCAGCAUCACAUCGAUCACAGUCCGGACGCCAAACGUCGGAUACACAAGUGCCAAUUUCUGGGCUGCAAAAAGGUCUACACAAAAAGCUCACAUCUGAAGGCCCACCAAAGAACCCAUACAGGUGAGAAGCCGUACAAAUGCUCCUGGGAUGGCUGCGAAUGGCGCUUCGCUAGAAGCGAUGAGCUAACUCGACAUUAUCGGAAACACACUGGAGCCAAGCCCUUUAAAUGUCGCAAUUGUGAUCGUUGCUUUUCGCGCUCCGAUCACCUGGCCCUCCACAUGAAGCGCCAUAUGUAAAGAGAGAUCUAAGUAGAAAGUGAGCAUAACAGCAACUGUGUGCCAUCA
Molecule: messenger RNA, 1873 nt
Organism: Drosophila navojoa
Lineage: Eukaryota; Metazoa; Arthropoda; Insecta; Diptera; Drosophilidae
Product: Krueppel-like factor luna
Biological process (GO): regulation of transcription by RNA polymerase II
Molecular function (GO): RNA polymerase II cis-regulatory region sequence-specific DNA binding; DNA-binding transcription factor activity, RNA polymerase II-specific
Source: RefSeq, a predicted model, not a curated record